Capra hircus (goat) is the source of this 1770-nucleotide messenger RNA. It is a transcript of the gene PRR5, whose product is annotated as proline rich 5. Gene Ontology annotation, cellular component: TORC2 complex. Bases 132 to 1307 code for a protein of 391 amino acids. NCBI's taxonomy places the organism in Eukaryota, Metazoa, Chordata, Mammalia, Artiodactyla, Bovidae. Gene Ontology annotation, biological process: TORC2 signaling. The transcript is spliced from 8 exons. The record is from RefSeq and is a predicted model, not a curated record.
CCCGGCUUCCUGCUUUCGCCCAAGUUUCCUCGUAGAGGGCGCAGCGCCGGCUGGGGCCCGCGGCGCGGCGUGGCGCAGGGCGCGGCGCGGAGCGCGCGUGGGCGCGGAGCCCGCCGCCAAGGGAGGUCACCAUGAGGACUCUCCGCAGGUUGAAGUUCAUGAGUUCGCCCAGCCUCAGUGACCUGGGCAAGAGAGAGCCGGCCGCCGCCGCCGCCGCGGACGAGCGGGGCACGCAGCAGCGCCGGGCCUGCGCCAACGCCACCUGGAACAGCAUCCACAACGGGGUGAUCGCCGUCUUCCAGCGCAAGGGGCUGCCGGACCAGGAGCUUUUCAGCCUGAACGAAGGUGUCCGGCAGCUGCUGAAGACGGAGCUGGGGUCCUUCUUCACGGAGUACCUACAGAACCAGCUGCUGACGAAAGGCAUGGUGAUCCUGCGAGACAAGAUCCGCUUCUACGAGGGACAGAAGCUGCUGGACUCGCUCGCGGAGACCUGGGACUUCUUUUUCAGCGACGUGCUGCCCACCCUGCAGGCGGUCUUCUACCCGGUGCAGGGCAAGGAGCCGUCGGUGCGCCAGCUGGCCCUGCUGCACUUUCGGAACACCAUCACCCUGGGCGUGAAGCUGGAGGACGCGCUGGCCCGGGCCCACGCCCGUGUGCCCCCCGCCAUCGUGCAAAUGCUGCUGGUGCUGCAGGGGGUGCACGAGUCCCGGGGCGUGACGAAGGACUACCUGCGCCUGGAGACGCUGAUCCAGAAGGUGGUGUCGCCCUACCUGGGCACCUACGGCCUCUACUCUGGCGAGGGGGCCUUCACACACUCCUGCAUCCUGGAGAAGCACUACCUGCGGCGCUCCCGCUCAGGGGACGUCCUGGCCAAGAACCCGGUGGUGCGCUCCAAGAGCUACAACACGCCGCUGCUGAACCCCGUGGCGGAGCACGAGGCCGAGGGCGCGGCGGCGGGCGGCGCGGGCAUCCGGCGGCACUCGGUCUCCGAGAUGACGUCCUGCCCCGAGCCCCAGGGCUUCGCCGACACGCCCGGCCCGGGGCCCGCUGGUGCUUUUGGCACCUCCCCGUCGUCGCCCCCGUCGGGACCCUGCCCCAACAGACUGUACCCGCCGAACCAGCCCCCCAAGCCUGGCCCGGACGCGGCCCGCGGCUCCCCGGCCUCUUCCAGCCCCGAGAACCUGGUCGACCAGAUCCUGGAGUCGGUCGACUCGGAUUCGGAGGGGAUCUUCAUUGACUUUGGCCGGGGCGGAGGCUCAGGCGCGUCCGAGUUUGAGGGGGCGGGGGGCCGGCAGAGCGUCGUGUGACUCCAGCCUCGCGAUUCUACCGAAUCCGCGUGUGUGUGCGAUGCGUGAGCGCGAGCGUUUUCUACUCUCCCGUCCGGACCCCUGUCGACCUCGGCCACUUUGGCAUUCCUGUCUUUGUCAGAAAGACUGUUGCCAGAUUCCCCCACCCACCCCCAGCACCUUUGUUCUGGGGCGUUGGGGGCCCAGCAGGUGCCUGGCAGCCUUGUGUGCGUCUGGGCAUGGCCUGCACCCCAGCCCUCCAGCAUCCACACCACGGAGACUGUGAACCCCUCAGCUUGGCCAGGCCCCUGGAGCGACCCCAGGGUGGAUGGCCGACCCACCUUCCCUCUGUCACUUGCCUGGGGCCACAGCGAGACCACCUGUACUCCACUCUGCCCCAGACCCUCCAAGCAGCCUGCCCUUGCUCUGCCCAGGGCGGCUGUGGGCAGGGAUUGGGUGGAAUAAAACCUGUCUACCUGGUUCC